Molecule: messenger RNA, 651 nt
Organism: Arachis stenosperma
Lineage: Eukaryota; Viridiplantae; Streptophyta; Magnoliopsida; Fabales; Fabaceae
Exons: 3
Coding region: 1-651 (216 amino acids)
Source: RefSeq, a predicted model, not a curated record
AUGGAGGUGGGAAAUGGCAGAAACAUCCGCUUUUGGGAGGAUGCGUGGUUACAAGAUGGCUCCUUCAAAGAAUGUUUUCCAAGACUCUUCUCGGUUUCAAAUCAACAAGGAUCCGUAAUAGGGGACUGUGGGUUCUGGGAUGGGCUACAGUGGGUGUGGAACUUCCAAUGGAGGAGGGAACUCUUCCAAUGGGAGUUAGAGUUGCUAAAUCAAUUACAUGACCGGUUAAGGGACGUGAGGUUAUCACUUGAUAGAGAGGAUUCAGUGCUACAUAAUGAGACGCUCCCAGCAGACAUCACAAGAUACAACUUCACAAGCUCCAUAUGGACAGGAUUGGUUCCACCAAGAGUUGAACUCUUUGCUUGGUUUGUGCUAAUAGGAAGGGUAUGGUGUGCUUGGCUGACAUUUUCUGAUAGAGCGUGGGUCAUCCCAGGAACCACUAAAGAGUUCUAUGAGAGCUGGAUUGAAGCAACAGGUGGGAAGUCAGAGCAAAGAAAAUGGCUGAUAGGAUUCUGUGCGGUUAUUUGGAACAUCUGGCUGGAGCGAAAUAGCAGAGUCUUCCAGCAGGUAGAGACAAGUGUUGAAGGAAUUAAGAUCAUGUCCUUCUUGAGCUACAAGGAGUGGUGUGGAGUUGAUCCGUUUGGUUGUUGA